Molecule: messenger RNA, 891 nt
Organism: Penicillium argentinense
Lineage: Eukaryota; Fungi; Ascomycota; Eurotiomycetes; Eurotiales; Aspergillaceae
Product: SDR family NAD(P)-dependent oxidoreductase
Exons: 5
Coding region: 1-891 (296 amino acids)
Molecular function (GO): oxidoreductase activity
Source: RefSeq, a predicted model, not a curated record
AUGUCUCUACGCGCACUAGGGUUAUUCGAAGUCAAGGGAAGGGUUGCAGUGGUAACAGGCGGGAGCAGUGGUAUUGGGCUCAUGAUCUCCAAAGGACUGGUAUCAAACGGAGCCAAAGUAUAUCUAGUCGCACUGUCAAGUGAUCCCAUCGAAGAGGUCGUUCAUGAGUUAAACGAAUUAGGCCGCGAAGCCGGGGGAAGUGCAGAGGGAUAUGAGUGCGAUAUUUCUUCCAAAGAUGCGAUAUGGCAGCUAGCUCAGAAGGUCUUUGAAAAGGAACCGAAGUUGGACAUGUUGAUCUCCAACGCUGGUGUCCGACACGAUCCUCCACUGGCAUGCAAUGUGUUGACUGCGUCUUUGGAGGAGCUGCAGACCUCAAUGUGGUCGAUCGGAAGCAAGGAAUGGGAGAAUACAUUCAGGGUGAAUACGACGGCCCACUACUUUCUCAGCGUUGCCUUUCUCCCUCUCCUCGCCGCGGCGGCGUAUCAGCCCAUUAAUGGAGGAAAGGGGCGCGACGAAGGACGAGGAGUUGUGGUGAUGACGAGCUCAUGCGCCAGUAUGCACAAUGCUACCAAUGUCGAUCUGACGAGCUAUGCAUCCAGCAAGGCAGCUACCGAUCAUCUUGUGAAGUUGCUGGCCGCCAAAUACAACCGUUUCUAUGUGCGUGUGGUCGGUAUCAACCCGGGAUUUGUUCCUAGCAACAUGAACCCAGUGGGUGCUGAAGGGAAUAUUUUCGGUUCCCUGUUCGAAAAAGUCCCGGCCAAGCGCGCAGGCAACUCCGAAGACAUCGCAGGGACGGUCUUGUAUCUCGUUAGCAGGGCAGGGGCAUAUGUUGACGGAAUUUCGCUUUGUGUAGAUGGCGGCCGCGUUUUGCUGGCCAACGGGCAGGAGUGA